CGUCUUUCGAAUUUCCCGCCCCUCCAAUAGGGGGUGCCACAACAACGUCUUCCCAGAUUUACCUCUCUCGGGGAGUUGCCGGAACACAAUCUGCGCCCGCUCUUCCUCUUCAAGAACCUACUCUCCCACCGAUUGCUUUGUACUUCGAAUCGCCACACAAACAUACUCUAUCCUUAAACCCACCGACUCGGUCUUGUGUCGAAAGAAUGUCCUAUUCAUCUGAACCUUCCGCGCAUACAAAUGGUGGUUCACAGGGGGUACAUCCCCCGCAGGUGAAUGGGGAUCAUCACGCUACGGGGCCAACGCCUAGCUCAAACGACCCUCCCGACGUCCCAGCAUCUUCCACGAAGCGAUCAGAAGUCCUCCGCAACGUCUUUCCACGUCCCUCUCGCGGUGUCCCUCCUCUGAACAAACAGCCUAUGGAGCGGGUUAUAAAGCCAGGGUAUCGGCGAAGCGCUCUAUCGACAAUCAAGCAGUCAAAAUCGCGAGUUGCUUUUCACAAGGUUAUCACGUCGUUCUUCAACAAUAGCAGUCCCAUACCUGAUAUGUCUCACCCAGGAAGCAAACACGCAGGUUCAAGUGCUUCUAGUACACGCUCAGGGCCUGGUUCUAUCUACGAUUCCAUACAAAAUUUGGACGUCGUGUCACCAGGGGCAUUCAUUUUUAGUGGCCCAAGUUUGAGAUCGACUCAUUCCGGCUCUCUGAGCACCUCUACUUCACGGCUACCUAGCGUAACGGAAUAUGACAGCGAAUCACAUUCACUUCGUCGUGUACAGUCAGCGACGUUCUCCAUUGAUAGCGUUAGUCUUCUGGACGAUGCUAUACUAGAACCUUUAAUGGACCAUGGCAUCACCCGCAGUAUGUCUGAUGUUCUACUAGGAAUGAGUGCGUCGUAUGAGGAAUUGGGAAGACCUAUAGCGGAGGAUCUUGAGGAGGACGUCUUUACUGGGGAAGAUGACCCAUCACAGCGAAUUGCAUCCAGUCCACCGGCACUCGACGCUGUUUUGGCGUUACUUCUCUUACCGUAUUUAGAUCCUCCGUCGUGGAGGGCAAUGAGGCUGACGUGUCAAUCGUGGCAUUCCACACUCGACCUUGUUGCGCCGCCGAAAUUCCCACCUGCAUACGGUGUUCCCACAGAGAUUUUGGAGCAGGUAUACAUUUAUCUCGGCCCGAAGGACUUUAAUGCCGCCCGACACACGUGUAGAAACUGGAUGCGGGCAAGCUUGAGCAAGAAAUUGCUAGUCACCAUGCUGGGUCGGGGUGGAUGGUGGAGUAGCGUUGAGUCCGACCUCAAUCAGAGAAAACUGGCAAUGAAUCUCGCUCCCGACUCAGAAUCUACUAGCCAAGAGUGGUUUCUAAGCCGGCGUCUCUCAAGGGAAUGUUCUUUGUCGUCGGCGUGGACAGGCAACGGUCUGGAUAGUAUCAGCAGUCAAAGCUCUUUCUCAGAAGUGUCACAGACCGAUUUCGCGGAUUUGGCAAGUGGAUAUACUCCAUCUACUAGUCGUCACAAAGCCGGACUUGUUUUCACAACCAGCAUCUGUGGUCAACUAUUGCUUGUCGCGAGAGAUACCCUGAUCUACAUCUACGACCUUCGCGGCGGGACUCUGAGGCCGCUUACUAGCGUUAGCUGUCCAAGGAGAGUUCUUUCUAUGAGCAUGAAUGUUUCUUCAGGCAGAAAUGCUGUUGCAGCUCUACUCGAAGGGAGGAUGGGCAUGGUGUGCGAGCUCCGGUGUGGCCGUAGCACGGGUAUUGAAAGCCCCGUCGAAUUGCAUAUCGAAAGCCAUGGACAUCCUUAUCGCACUACAACAAAGGCUUCCAUCAUCACAAGCCGCGCAAGCGAGUAUGAGGCCGGCAUGGAUAUUGCCGAUCUGACCUCACUCAGGCGUCGAUGCUCCCGGCCCAACACAGAUGAGCUCGACCGUGCAACCUUCAGCUCUGUUGAUGUCCAAGCUAAUUACCAGGCUAUCUCUCUACAGGGCACUGACGACCAUCGUACAGUUAACUCAAGCUCUACAGGGGCUUGUGCACGAAGUAUUCCCAUUGAAAGCGGCACCUCUACGUUCUACCGACACUUGUGUUCCGAAGACGAUCCACCGCGUAGUGUCUCGAUCUGCCCACAACGUCGCUGCGUUGCUUUUGGGUGCUCUGCAGGUAUCGAGCUGCAUUGGAUUGACGCUCUUACUGGCCAGAGUUUGAGUCGAUGGUUCCCGCUCACGGCGCCAUCCGACUAUCUCUACUUCUUAUCUCCCCGUCCAGGCUUUGAAUCAGCUAAGAAACUGCGACUCAUCUCCAGCGCUGCACAUCCCGAUGACCGCCCUGCUAUAUGUCGCAAAUUCUUCUUCGGGCCGCCCACUCUGAGUUCAAUCUGGAGCUCGUUUGGACUUGAAAACAAUACCCGUCGUCAGGGAUUAUCGAGCUGCGACCACUACCAUGCCAUUCCUCUCAGUGACGGUCAUCACGUUCUUUUCAUAGACCCUCCGACCGGCAAGCUCUUCCUCGGUUGUGACGCGCCUCUUGGCGGGCCAACAAAGCUUCUUCGCAAGAUCCUCUUCGUCCCCCCAGAAGGCAAUCAAAGCCCUCACCUAUACACCGCGGCUGCGGAUCUGACGUGGGGCGCGCGAGUGGUUGUCGCUUUCGGCGAUUCCAUCGUACUUUAUAGCGUCCCACCAGACGUCUUCACCCUCUCCAGACUAGAGCAGAAGGCAGAGAGCUGGGACGUCUACACCGCGCCCCCAUUUACCACUGCUGGCCGUACCAAGGACCACUGGCUCAACUGGUGGGACGAGCCCUACGCAUUGCAUCGCCCAGACCUCAUCAAUCCCAUAUGGCCUAUUGCAAUUCGUGGUACGACGAUCGGGACCUUGAACGGGGUCUGCGAGCUUGCUAUUGUGACCCUACCCGAUAUCACAAUCUGGGCAUUUGCUCUCAACUCAAUGAGUAAGACAUGGCAGGUGCAGAGCCAGCCGAGCACGGUAAGUCCGUCACGGCGGUAUAUCUGCCGUAGUGGUAUUGCGCAUGACGAGAUUACCGGUGGUGACGUUAGACCACCGCUUCCGCCUUCAGAUCCUAGCCCUACUACGAUCGCCACGCCCGAGCCAGAAGUAGAGAGCUCGAUAGGCUUUGACGGUAACUCAUCUCAAAUCCUAGUCAAACGGAUGGAGAAGGCUCUUAGUAUUGAGAACGACGAGUGGGUCGAUUUUGUUGACGUCAGGGGCUGUGAUGCUUGGUAUGAUGGGAAUGGGGAUGUUUUCAUGAUGGACCUUGACCCUUGAGAUUUCUUUGUGUGAGGGUGGGGACGAUGUUGGUGGUUAUAGCUCUCUUAUUCCUAGUGCUCCUCCGUUUUCCGUCUUGAAUUCUGUACCUAGAGAAAUUGGAUCGGAC
Molecule: messenger RNA, 3381 nt
Organism: Melanomma pulvis-pyrius CBS 109.77
Lineage: Eukaryota; Fungi; Ascomycota; Dothideomycetes; Pleosporales; Melanommataceae
Source: the annotation of a GenBank genome assembly